Molecule: messenger RNA, 1116 nt
Organism: Aspergillus fijiensis CBS 313.89
Lineage: Eukaryota; Fungi; Ascomycota; Eurotiomycetes; Eurotiales; Aspergillaceae
Product: cAMP-dependent protein kinase
Exons: 4
Coding region: 1-1116 (371 amino acids)
Biological process (GO): peptidyl-serine phosphorylation
Cellular component (GO): cAMP-dependent protein kinase complex; nucleus
Molecular function (GO): ATP binding; cAMP-dependent protein kinase activity
Source: RefSeq, a predicted model, not a curated record
AUGGCAUCCGACGACAUUCAUCAAAGGGAAAAGGACGUGGUGUCCUCGGUGCGACCGCCCCAUCAGAGACGCUUGAGUCCCUUUGUUAUCUCAGGCCGCCCGGAGGAGAAACAAUUAGGCAUCUCGACUCGUCGGCUGAAUGUCAAUGACUUCACGCUGCUGAAGACACUCGGUACCGGUACCUUUGCUCGUGUAUGGCUCGUGCAGUUGAAGGAAGAGCAGCACCGAAAGGAUAAAGUCUACGCGCUCAAAAUGCUCAGGAAAGCGGACGUCAUAAAGCUGAAACAAGUUGAGCAUGUGCGCAACGAACGGAAGACUCUGGCGGACGUUUCCGGACAUCCAUUCGUAACCACAUUAAUAGCAUCUUUCUCCGAUGACCAACACCUCUACAUGCUGUUGGACUAUUGCCCCGGAGGUGAAAUUUUCAGUUACCUCAGGCGCGCACGUCGUUUCAACGAAAACACGUCCAAGUUCUACGCCGCUGAGAUUGCAUUGACGAUCGAGUUUCUUCAUGACGUCGAGGGUGUCGUCUAUCGCGAUCUGAAGCCUGAGAACAUCCUUCUGGACGCGGAUGGACACAUCAAACUGGUUGACUUCGGCUUUGCAAAGCAAAUCGCAGACCGCGAGACCUACACGCUGUGUGGCACGCCAGAAUAUCUUGCACCCGAAGUUAUUCACAAUAGCGGGCAUGGUCUUGCGGUAGAUUGGUGGGCUCUGGGGAUUCUCAUAUAUGAGUUCCUAGUAGGACAGCCUCCCUUCUGGGAUCAAAACCCAAUGCGCAUCUACGAGCAGAUUGUCGAGGGCCGCAUUCGAUACCCUCCAAAUAUGUCGCCCGCUGCGCAGAAUAUUAUCUCCCUUCUUUGCAAGACUAAUCCGACGGAGCGGUUAGGAUACAUCUCCGGGGGCUCUGCUCGAGUGAAAGCGCAUCCUUUCUUUGAGAACAUCAAUUGGGACGACUUAUGGUACCGUCGUAUUAAGGGACCUAUAAUCCCACGAGUCGACCAUCCUGCUGACACGGGCAAUUUCGAGGAAUAUCCUGAUCCGGACGAGCGGAACCAGACGCCUUAUUCUGACGACAUGAGGAACAAAUAUGAACCGCUGUUCGCUGAUUUUUGA